UCGGAAGCGGCUGUCGCCGUCAGGUCAGCCGUGAUGUCGGCCGAGCACUUGCAGUUGUCCUUCAAGGCUGACUUGAGCCAAGAAGAACGUAUCUUGACGCUCAGCGCCAAAAAGUCGCACGUAGACGGGAAUGAAGACCUGAAAGAAAUGCUGGAGAGCAACAAGGAGUCACUCAAACUUGAGGCCAUGAAGAGGGUGGUCGGGCUGAUUGCGAAAGGAAAGAAUGCGUCCGAGCUGUUUCCCGCCGUGGUGAAGAACGUGGCCAGUAAGAACAUCGAGCUGAAGAAGCUGGUAUACGUGUACUUGGUGAGGUACGCGGAAGAGCAGCAGGACCUGGCCUUGCUCUCCAUCAGUACCUUCCAGCGGGCCCUCAAGGACCCAAACCAGUUGAUCCGGGCCAGUGCACUGAGGGUUUUGUCUAGCAUCCGCGUGACCAUCAUCGUCCCCAUCAUGAUGCUGGCCAUUAAGGAGGCCGCCGCCGACCUGUCUCCUUACGUCAGGAAGACCUCCGCCCACGCUAUCCAGAAGCUUUACAGCCUGGACCCUGAACAGAAGGAGCAGCUGAUCGAAGUGAUCGAGAAGCUCCUGAAGGACAAAAGCACGCUUGUGGCGGGCAGCGUGGUGAUGGCCUUCGAAGAGGUGUGCCCGGACCGCAUCGACCUGAUCCACAAGAACUACCGCAAGCUGUGCAACUUGCUGGUGGACGUGGAAGAGUGGGGCCAGGUGGUCAUCAUCUCCAUGCUCACACGCUACGCACGAACGCAGUUCACCAGCCCGUGGAAGGAGGGCGCCGUCUUUGAGGAAAACCAUGACAAGACCUUCUACGAAUCGGACCCAGAGGAGAAAGGCGAGGCGGCGGAGGCCAAGCCGUACGUCAUGGACCCGGAUCACCGGCUGCUGCUCCGGAACACCAAGCCGCUGCUGCAAAGCCGAAACACGGCGGUGGUGAUGGCGGUGGCUCAGCUUUACUGGCACCUUGCACCCAAACAGGAAGUCAACGUGGUCACCAAAUCGCUAGUGCGCCUGUUGAGGAGCCACAGAGAGGUGCAGUACGUGGUUCUUCAGAACAUCGCCACCAUGUCCAUUCAGAGGAAGGGGAUGUUUGAGCCUUUCAUGAAAAGUUUCUACGUCCGAUCCACCGACACCACACACAUCAAAACACUGAAGUUGGAGAUCCUGACCAACCUGGCCAAUGAGGCCAACAUCUCCACCAUCCUAAGAGAGUUUCAGACGUACGUCAAGAGUCAGGACAAAGCUUUCGCGGCGGCCACCAUCCAGGCUAUCGGCAGGUGCGCCACCAACAUCGCCGAGGUGACGGACACCUGCCUCAACGGUCUGGUGCUCCUGCUGUCCAACAGAGAUGAGGGCGUGGUGGCCGAGAGCGUGGUCGUGAUCCGCAAGUUGCUGCUCACACAGCCCACCCAGCACAGCGAGAUCAUCAAGCACAUGGCCAAGCUCUUCGAUAAAAUCACCGUGCCCAUGGCUCGGGCCAGCAUCCUGUGGUUGAUGGGCGAAUACUGCGAGCGCGUGCCCAAGAUCGCGCCAGACGUGCUGCGCAAGAUCGCCAAGACUUUCACCGCCGAAGAGGAUAUCGUCAAGCUGCAGGCCGUCAACCUAGCGGCCAAGCUCUACCUCACAAACUCCAAGCAGACUAAGCUGCUAACCCAGUACAUCCUCAAUUUGGGCAAAUACGACCAGAACUAUGACAUCCGCGAUCGCACCCGCUUCAUACGGCAACUGAUUGUGCCGAGCGAGCAGAUGGGCGCCCUUAACAAGUACGCCCGCCGCAUCCUUUUGGCACCCAAGCCCGCUCCCGUGCUCCAGUCUGCUUUCAAAGAUCGAGAUCGUUUCCAGCUGGGCACGCUUUCUCACAGCCUCAACAGCAAAGCCGCCGGAUACCAUGAGCUGUCAGAGUGGCCCGCGGUGGCACCUGACCAGUCUGUGAGGAACGUGGAAGUCAUUGAGCCAGUAAAUGAGUGGGCGUCGCUGGUCGGGAAGGCCAAGCCGCCGCCUGAUUCGGAUGACAAAUUCUACUCUGACGAGGAUGGUGACAAAAAGGAGGACACCAGCGACGAAAACAGCAGCAGCACAAGCACUAGUAGUAGUAGCAGCAUCCGAUCGUUGUCUGCUGCAUCAGAGUCUGGAAGCGGCAGCGACGAAGAGGAUGGUAGCAGCCAAGAGUCUGACGAGAGCUCCACCGAUUCCGGGAAAAGUUCUGGGGAAUCAAAUAAGAGCUCCGGCGAUUCAGGUUCAGAACAGAAGAAGAAGAUAGUGAAAAAGACCAAGAAAUCUCAGAAACAUAAGCAAAACACUGCUGACAGCGGCAAAAGUGGCGACGAACCAAUGGACGAAGGAAGCAGCUCGUCAGCUGAAAGCUCUUCGUCCGAGUCGGACUCUGAUUCGGAAUCGGACUCCGAAGCUCAGCGGCCCAAGAACAAUGUCAAGGCUAACCCCAAAGUGGACAACACGUCUAAGGAAGUGUCCUUGCUGGAUCUCGACGAUUUUUUUCCAGCUCCCACGAACACAAGUAAACCCUUUGCGGUCACUUCCAGUUUGAUGUCAGACCUGGAAGGACUUUCCCUCUCGCAUGUGCCAUCUGCCUUUCAGGUGACGAGUCUGUCUUUCGGGCUGGUGAAAAGCUACGAGCUGCUUCACCACAUGAGCGGGAAAGGCCUGUCGGCUAAGUACUGCUUCCCUCGCCAGCCUUGCCUGUACGGGCCCAGCAUGGUGGCCGUGCAGGUCACCCUAACCAACAACUGCGAGCGCCCCUUGGAGGAGAUCCAUGUCGGCGAAAGCGGACCCGCCGGCCUUGACAUUCACGCUUUUAACACUAUUGAGCGCUUGGAUCCGGAGGCCUCCGUCACCGUUUCCAUGGGCAUCGACUUCAAUGACUCCACGCAGGCGGCCAACUUCCAACUGUGCACCAAAGAGGAGCGCUUUAGUGUUUCAAUACAGCCUGCCGUGGGGGAGCUUCUGACGCCCUGCACCCUCAGUGAGACAGACUUCUCCAAGGAGCAAAGUAAACUCCGAGGAAUGAACGAAACCUCGGCAACCAUUGUCAUGGCGACGCCUGACAUUUCAGACCAAGCUGUCGCCGAACGUGUCCUUUCAGUUGCCAACGUGGGCGCGGUGGCCUCCUCAGAAAGUCAUGUACUAAGGUUUGCGGGUCGCACGGUGAGCAGCAAGGUUCUGGUUUUACUUCUCCUGGACCUGAAGGAGCAAACAGACAGCGUCUUGCUGACAGUCAACACAGAGAAGAGUGUCAUGGCGUCCAUGUUGCUGCGGGACCUCAAACAGACCUUGGCCCAGGCAUAG
Nerophis lumbriciformis (worm pipefish) is the source of this 3315-nucleotide messenger RNA. Lineage: Eukaryota; Metazoa; Chordata; Actinopteri; Syngnathiformes; Syngnathidae. The record is from RefSeq and is a predicted model, not a curated record.